CGGCGGCGAGCUGUCGGAUUCAAAUCCAGAGCAUUGGGCCGGCGUUCGUUGGUCUCAGUCAAGUAGUUGUACUGAUCUUAGCCGGCCGCGUCCUUUGUUGCGCCCUGUUCUGUGUUCUCGUUUUCUCCUCAGGAUGGCCCAGAAGCAGAUCUACUAUUCGGACAAGUAUUUCGACGAGCACUACGAGUACCGUCAUGUCAUGUUACCCAGAGAACUUUCCAAACAAGUACCCAAAACUCAUCUGAUGUCUGAAGAGGAAUGGAGGAGACUAGGUGUCCAACAGAGUCUAGGAUGGGUUCAUUACAUGAUUCAUGAGCCAGAACCGCAUAUUCUUCUGUUUAGACGACCUCUUCCAAAAGAGCAACAGAAGUGAAGUUCAUCUGGGAUCUUCUAAUCUUUUUCAAAUUUAAUGUAUAUGUGUAUAGAUGGUAGUAUUCAGUGAAUACUUGAAAAAUGUACAAAUCAUUCUCCAUACCUGUGCAUGAGCUGUAUUCUUAACAGCAACAGAGCUCAGUUAAAUGCAACUACAAGUAGCUUGUUUUAAGUUGUUAAAGAUAAAAUUUUCUUAUAGUUUUUUCUUAAUAUAAGUGCCUGUUUUACUUUACCUGUUCCUUUUGUUAAAUAAAGUUUGUAUGUUGCAUUUA
This is a messenger RNA of Nannospalax galili (Upper Galilee mountains blind mole rat), 644 nucleotides long. RefSeq names its product CDC28 protein kinase regulatory subunit 2 (gene Cks2). Lineage: Eukaryota; Metazoa; Chordata; Mammalia; Rodentia; Spalacidae. The transcript has 3 exons. Bases 134 to 373 code for a protein of 79 amino acids. Gene Ontology annotation, cellular component: cyclin-dependent protein kinase holoenzyme complex; SCF ubiquitin ligase complex. Gene Ontology annotation, molecular function: protein kinase binding; cyclin-dependent protein serine/threonine kinase activator activity; ubiquitin binding. The record is from RefSeq and is a predicted model, not a curated record. Gene Ontology annotation, biological process: regulation of mitotic cell cycle.